Harpegnathos saltator (Jerdon's jumping ant) is the source of this 2889-nucleotide messenger RNA. RefSeq names its product LHFPL tetraspan subfamily member 5 protein (gene Lhfpl). Gene Ontology annotation, cellular component: plasma membrane. The coding region runs from base 1106 to 1993 and encodes 295 amino acids. The record is from RefSeq and is a predicted model, not a curated record. The transcript is spliced from 6 exons. Gene Ontology annotation, biological process: sensory perception of sound. NCBI's taxonomy places the organism in Eukaryota, Metazoa, Arthropoda, Insecta, Hymenoptera, Formicidae.
CUGAACGGCCAUCUUGAGCUGCACCGUCGUAUCGUGCUCCUCGUCUUUCUCCCGAGUCGCAUUUUCCGCUCGUCCUUGUGAGCGACCGCGUCGCAUGCGCCGUUGCACAUGCGAGUCUCGUUGCAGAAUAGUGACCGCCGGUAACGUUCGUCGCUCCAAUCGUGCUUCCACCUGCUUCGCUUUCCGCACCUUCGCGCAUUCCUUCGAGGCCCUGCGUCGUCGCGCGCUGCCGACGUCAUUCGUCACUUCCUCUCUGUCGGAGUUUCCCGCGAGGCCCGCCCCCGGACAAGUGAGUCCGGAUAUUUUGGUGAUACCCGCCGUGGACCCUCUGCGAGAGGAGCUCGGCCGGAGGUAGGCCGGUGUGUGGCGGAGGAAGGCGCGAUCUCGACGGUGAGAGCGUAGCAGUCGAACGUAAAUGUCACGGACUCGGUCGCCGGUCGCGCGGCGGUCUGAUCGCGGAUACGGCUGUGCGAUCGUCUCGCGCUCCGUCCUCUCCGGAGUGUGCACUGAGGGAGCGGCGGCGAUGAGGAAACAGCCGGCAAGCGCAGCGGAAUAGUCGACCGGCCGCGUUAAUCCCCGCUGAUCCUGGAAGACAGCCGCGUCGUCGUCGUCGUCGUCGUCGUUGUCGUCGCGGAGGGAGGGGAAGGAUUGAAUCGCGAAAUCUCUCACGUCGCGCCGUGUCGUUAGCGCACAGCGAAAGUACAGUUCUUUGUUCGCCGAGUCUCUCUCUCUCUCUCUCUCUCUCUCUCUCUCUCUCUCUCUCGCCGAUGGACUGCUCGCGUGACUCGCGUGUCUGGCAUACAACAGUCCCAUUGUCGCCCGACGACAAUCGGCCGAUGGAGAGUAAGCUCUGAGGCGACCGACGAGCUUCCGCUUCCGAGUGCGUCGCUCGACUCGUCGAGGCACCGACGAGCAGCCACUUCGCGGUUCCUCCACGUCGCCGCCGCCGCCGCCGCCGCUGACGUGACGUGUGCCGCGGCUUGGUCGCGUCCGAUUCGUGUUCGGGUCGAGAGUGACCUCGCCGAGGGAGAUACGCGAGAUCUCGCGUGAGUGCAGCCUGACGACCACGACCACGACACCGAGAGCGGACACCUGGAGAUUCGAGAUGGGCUCGAAGAUAGAGUACGUUGAGUCGUCGCACAUGUACGCGACCAACUACAUCCGCAACUCCAAGGCGAUCGGAGUGUUGUGGGGUAUCUUCACCAUAUGCUACGCCAUCAUCGGUGUCGUCGCGUUCGUCACACCGGAAUGGCUGGGCGACCUCGAGCACGAGAACCCCGGGAGAUUCGGCCUGUGGACCAGGUGCAGCUACGGCGGCAACGGUGAGCUAGGCGAGGAGUGCAUCGGCCGAUUGGACGACCUGUCGACGAUCGCCAACGUUCCCUUCCGGGCCAGCACGAUUCUCGUCGGCAUCGCCGUCAUAAUCGCGCUCCUGGCGAUCUGCGCGAUGCUCAUGUUCUUCUUCUGCCAGAGCACGACCGUGUUCUACAUGUGCGCCUGGAUGCAGGUUGUGUCAGGAAUCUGCAUGGCGGUCGGAGUGUUCGUUUACCCGCUCGGCUGGGACUCGCCGGUGAUUCGCGCCGUCUGCGGCGCGGCCGCGUCCAGGUACAAUCCCGGCGCCUGUGCCGUGAGAUGGGCGAUACCGCUGGCAGCGAUCGCGGCUCUGGACGCCGGUACCUUGGCCGCCCUUGCCUUCAUCCUGGCCUCCAGACACGUAAGACUCCAGCCGGAGCCGUUCAACAAUGGAUCCCUGUACAAAGGCGAGGUGAAUCCGGGCUACGUGAACGAGGCGCAGAGCGUAGCGGGUUCUCGCAAGUCCCUGUCGCUGAGGCCGGUCCUCCUGGUGGCACCGCCAGAGCAGGACCGCUAUAGCGAGCUCUCCCGGGCGAAGUCGCACUCGCACCACAGCCUCUACACACCGGCGCCGUCGCACCCUGUGCACACCAUGUCGACGAAUACCCUCAACCACUCGCAGCACAACUUCCAGCUCUGAGACUGAGCGGCCGAGGUGUCGCGGCGCGGAGACCGAGCAGGGCACUGCUGUACAUAGCCGUGUACAUAAAGGAGAAACGGCGAAAAGGGAGAAAAGGGGGACGAAGAGGGAGGACUUUGGCGACGCAGUCGCUGCGCCGUGAUCGAGUGCGGUCGCGACUUGAGUCGCGACACAAUCGUGAUGUCGGGUCGUGAGAGAAACACGACGAUGCGAAUCGCCCGUCGGCGGUCGACGAGCGCGUUAUUUCGUUUGUGCCGUGAAUACCGCUAGCCUAGCCGUAUCCGUCGCUUCGACAUGUCUCGCCGACGAGAUGCGAGACGAGAGUCGUCUUCCUUAGACUAACGACUAAUCUAAAGAUACCUUGAGAGCAUGCGCGAUUAUCGUUGUAACUGACGUGAGCGUAUUGCGUAUCGUGUAAUCGUGUACCGUCGCUCGUCGACUUGUGGAAAACUUAUGAUUUUCUCUCUUUUUUUCUUCUUCAUAUUACAUACAAAGGAACGAGAUAUUUUUCUACCUAAGUUUCCCCCUUGGAGAUCCGUUCGAAGAAUAUAUACAUAUCUCUCUCAUACUUGUAUUUAUAUAUUAAUAUAUGUUUAUGUUAUAUGUACAUGUAAUUUUACAUUACUUAAGCGACUUCGUGACGCUCUGGAGAAGAAUUGUGUAUUAUAUAGGCCCUCUAAGAAACGCGUAGCGCGCUACCCACUAGACAAACGACCAUUUUCUUGCGUUGGAAUUACCCUAGCAAUUUUAUAAACGCUACGAUCCGUGCCGUAUUAUCGGAGCAGUGUGUCAAUCACGUUGUACAAUUAUAUAAGAUCCUAAUAAGAUCAUCGACGUGCCUUUACGAUGUAAUGUACUGAGAAUAAUAUUUUUGAAUUAAACCUUUUUGCCACGAG